UCCCCCACAGUCACACCGAGCUCUGGGAUUCAGAGGAAUACCGUGUGCCAGCAACCGAUUCACAGGCUCCUUUUACCUGCAGGUGUUCCAGAAACUUCAAAAUGCGUCUGGAAGAAUUAAAAAGAUUGCAGAAUCCUUUAAAACAAGUUAACGAUGGAAAAUAUUUACUUGAAAAUCACCAACUGGCCAUGGAUGUGGAGAAUAAUAUUGAAAAGUAUCACCUCAAUCUACAGCUCUUGGAAUCCAAGGUGAAAAUCAUUCAGCGAGUGUGGCGCGAGUACCUGCAGCGGCAGGACCCCCUGGAGAAGAGGAGCCCAUCCCCACCUUCCGUGUCCUCAGACAAGCUGAGUACCUCCGUCAGCAUGAACACCUUCUCGGACAGCAGCACACCUGUUCAGGAGCGGUGGUCUGGGCCAGCUCAAGACCCUGUUAUGCCAGUUGUCCUGGAGAGAAGCCGUGGAGCCCUCAUAUUUAUGGGGUUGCUGGAGGAGUCCUGGCUUUUAGUGAGAGUAGCUGGUUUCAUCAUUACAAAUCAGCGUUUCACUCUUCGAAUGAGUAUGAAAGAUGCUUUAGGAUCCAAGGAGAAAUUGGAUGUGGUGGAACUGGAGUGA
Aethalodelphis obliquidens (Pacific white-sided dolphin) is the source of this 611-nucleotide messenger RNA. RefSeq names its product IQ motif containing J (gene IQCJ). Lineage: Eukaryota; Metazoa; Chordata; Mammalia; Artiodactyla; Delphinidae. The transcript has 6 exons. Bases 102 to 611 code for a protein of 169 amino acids. The record is from RefSeq and is a predicted model, not a curated record.